UACUGUUCCAUUCUUUUGCCUCGUCGUGAUUGCCUGCCUCUCUAUUCACUUUGACAUUCAUCAAUACUACGACUGGUACGACAAGCAUGACGGAAGUCGCCGCUGCACGCAACAACAAUUUGGUCGCCGAGUCUGAUUUGGACGCCGCCUUGCACGCGGUGGAUCGUCACCUUCACAAUCACGGACGUGUUGGUAAAGGGACCUUGGACGAAACCACGCGACUCGCCUUACAGGCUAGUCUCCACGCCCAUAUUCAACGCAUCGUGCAACCCGUCACCGACGAAGCCUUUCAUCUCUACGUGCACCGCAACACUCUUGCCGUAGACCAAGAUACUACUACUACUGUUACCGGUACUACUGACACUACUUGUAGUACUGCUACCGGUACAACGAUAGAUACCACAACCAGGACGAUACCCCGCCAUGAUCCGUACGGCUUUGCGGAAUCCGAACUCCUCGACGUCGAAGCCUUGGAACGCGUACAGGCUUUGCGUACGCAAGUUCGCGACGAAGCGGCCCGCAUCCACGCGUUGCAAAUCUCCGUCCUCGAACGCGCCGCACAGUUGGCCAGUCGUCAAACGCAACUCCAACACUGCGUACCCCUCGCAGUGUCCAACCAUGCGUUCGCUGACACGAAUCAGGAUGAACGCGUCGACAAAAUUCGUGUCAUGCAACAAGCCUUGACUACCAUGCAACAGGCUUUGCAACAAACGCAACAAGCCUUGCCAACACACCAUACCAGCUUGCAAACGACGAUUACCGCGAUUGAGCUCGACAUGGACAAACAAAACCGGCACGGACUGUCGCAAACCGAACUCGCCAUUACGCAACGAGAAAAGGAUACCGAUAUGGACUCGGCGGCGGUCCAUCCACAGGCGCUGCUGGACCUGCCACCCAUGACGCGGCUGGCCAACUUCUUGCGCGACUAG
This is a messenger RNA of Phaeodactylum tricornutum CCAP 1055/1, 929 nucleotides long. RefSeq lists its product with no specific name. NCBI's taxonomy places the organism in Eukaryota, Bacillariophyta, Bacillariophyceae, Surirellales, Neidiaceae. The transcript has a single exon. Bases 87 to 929 code for a protein of 280 amino acids. The record is from RefSeq and is a predicted model, not a curated record.